AUGUGUGACCCACCGACCGCGACUCCUUUGUGCUCGCCGCCCGUUUCGUUGGGUGAGGAGGAGACAUUGCGCUCCUUUGCCAGGCUGGCGGGGACGUGCCAGGAGGUCUUGGAUGCCUAUGGACGCCAGGCCCGUGAAUUUCGCGCCGCUAAGCAGGAUUUGCAGCGGGUCCAGGAUGAGUUGACGUCCGUAAAGGGCGUUUCUGACAUCCUUUUUACUCUGGUCGAAAACUUGUGGGCCCUGGUCUGCGCCUGUCGGGAUGGGAAUGACGAGCUGCUGUCGCAGACCACGCUUGAGGUAGUUUUAGAUGCGACAAUAGGGCGCUUAGACAGCCAGAGCCUGCGGGAAGCACAGGAGACGCUUCGUCGCGAAAACCAGCAGCUACGCGACCUUCUUCUGGCAGCUACGGGUUAA
This is a messenger RNA of Aspergillus welwitschiae, 414 nucleotides long. RefSeq lists its product as uncharacterized. The coding region runs from base 1 to 414 and encodes 137 amino acids. NCBI's taxonomy places the organism in Eukaryota, Fungi, Ascomycota, Eurotiomycetes, Eurotiales, Aspergillaceae. The record is from RefSeq and is a predicted model, not a curated record. The transcript is spliced from 2 exons.